This is a messenger RNA of Ixodes scapularis (black-legged tick), 774 nucleotides long. Its product is annotated as zinc finger MYM-type protein 1-like. Bases 1 to 774 code for a protein of 257 amino acids. The transcript has a single exon. The record is from RefSeq and is a predicted model, not a curated record. Gene Ontology annotation, molecular function: protein dimerization activity. NCBI's taxonomy places the organism in Eukaryota, Metazoa, Arthropoda, Arachnida, Ixodida, Ixodidae.
AUGCUCCUUGUCUUUGAGAGGUUGGAAAGUGUAAACACCGCUCUCCAAAAGAAGAGCUUACAGUUCACCCGAGCAGAGCUUUUAGUUAAGGCUGUUGAAGAGAGUAUCGGUCAACUCCGCGAGGACUUCUCCAGCUUCUGGGCCGAUGUGUCGGAUGAAGAACGUGAAAUGGAGAUUGGGGCCCCAAGCGUUCCGAAGAGAACGCGGCAGGCACCACGUCGAUAUGAUGAAGGAUCGCACGCUCAUGACUUUAAUUCCCCGGAAGCUUUCUACCGGCAAUGGUUCUAUCUAGUCAUCGACACGGUGCAUGCAUCGCUGCGCACGCGGUUUCCGCCAGAAAUGUGGCAUCACAUGACGCAAGUAGAGCAGUUCGUAACAGGUGAAACUGACAGCACGUACCUUUGCGAAUUCUGUAAAGGAGAUCUCAACGCUGUGCGUCUUCAGCUUCACCGCGAUAUGUUACUGGACAUAGCAAAGCAACGUGCAACGAGUCUUGUCACAUUUCAAGAUGUGGUGGACCUUCUUUCGGGAAAAGCAGGUGAAUCCUUGAGGGUGCUCCUUCCAGAAGUUGUCAAGCUUCUACAAAUCGCAAUGACGAUUCCUGUGACUUCCUGUUCGUCAGAAAGAUCUUUCUCGUGUCUCCGGAGAGUUAAAACUUACCUGCGCUCAACAAUGGGACAGGCCAGACUCAACCAUACCGCCUUGCUCCACUGCCACAAAGAGCUCGCUAGGCAAGUGGAUCUAGAUCUUGUGGCUAACGAGUUCAUUCAUUGA